UCUCACAUUUCCAAGGGACAAGCAUUUUACUUUCCAUGUAACUCUAUGAAGGGACGCUACGUCACUGUGUUUCUACCAGGAAGUGCAAAGGUCCUGAGUCUCUGUGAGGUUGAAGUGUACUACGGAUACCCAUUACCCAAUGUGGCACUCAAAGGAGAAGCUACCCAGUCAUCUACACUCUCUGUUGCCACGGCGUCCAAAGCCAUCGAUGGCAGACGGAACUCGUUCUACAGCAAUGGGUUCUGUAGCCACACGGCUGAAGACAAGACCAACCCCUGGUGGAGGGUGGACCUGCAGCGAAGCUUUACAGUCACUGCUGUAAAAGUCACCAACAGAGGAGACUGCUGUGCUGAAAGACUGGAUGGAGCUGAGAUCAGAAUAGGAAACUCACUGGAGAACAAUGGAAACAAUAAUCCCAGGUGUGCUUCCAUCUCACAUAUCAAUGCGGGUAAAACCUACACAUUCCAGUGUGACGGAGGCAGCAUGGAGGGUCGCUUUGUGAACGUGUUUCUUCCUGGACAGAAGAAGACUCUCACCCUGUGUGAAGUGGAGGUGUAUGCUGCCCCAGCAGUUGAACCGCUUCCAAACGUGGCCUUAGGCAAACAAACCAUACAGUCAUCAACUUCAACGUAUGUGCCUUCAAAAGGUGUUGAUGGAUGCAGAAAUGGAAACUUGGGCACAGGAUGCUGUACACAUACUCAACAAGAUCUGGGUCCCUGGUGGAGAGUAGACUUGCUGGCUGUCUAUAAAGUCAGUGCUGUCACCAUCAUCAACAGACACGAUGCUGUUACAGAAAGGAUUCUUGAGGCACAGAUCUUGAUCGGGAACUCACUGGAGCAAAAUGGUAACCAAAACCCCAGUUGUGGCAUGAUCAAAUCAUUAGCGGGUACACCAACAUACACAUUCCAGUGUAAUGAAAUGGAAGGUCGCUACAUCAAUGUGAUCAUACCAGGAAUUAAGAGAUAUAUGACCCUGUGUGAAGUGGAGGUGUUUGCUUCUCUAUCUGUGCCGGACAUUAUCAUUGCUCCAACGACUCCUCCACCUCCUCCCACACCUCCUCCGCCUGUGAGCCUGCAGCUUGGUGGCAGGAACGUGACGGUGGUGGGAGAGAGGCUCUGCUGGUCUGAUGCUCUGAUGUACUGUAGACGUUAUUACUGGGACCUGCUCAGCCUUCACAGCCAACAGGAGCAAAGCGAGUUGGAGCAGCUGCUGGGCCUCAUUCCUUUCUCCCUCACAGACCACGUCUGGCUGGGACUGCGCAGAUCCCUCAGGGGAGACGAGUGGUUCUGGAUGUCUGGACGGUCCAUGAAUUUCUUGAAUUGGCCACAAGAUUUUGUUCCUGACAGCUACUCCAGCACAUGUGGGGGCAUGACCAGCAGGGAGCACCUCCUGUGGCAAGACCAGCCCUGUGAGGAGAACCUCAACUUCAUCUGCCAAUCAGGUGCUCAGGACAGUGUGCAAAGAGUCGACUUUGACAGCACCGCGAUUGCCACACGUUCACAGUAAAGACAGGUGGAGACUGCCAACUGGCUGGUUUAAAGAAGUCCCCGUGUGAACUGGAUCUUAACCUGCAGCUGGCAGCCUCCUCGGCCCUCUGCUUGCCUCCUCUGCACCUAACAACAAGCUGAGUUCUACUUAAUGAAAUCUUUGUAAAUAGUGAAUUAAAAGGCUAUCUUAUGCUAAAUGCUUAUCCACUGUACAGACUGAGCUCCCUAAAACGACUGACGUAGGCGUGAGAACAGUUUUCUGUUGAAAUCCUUUCCCUCUUGUUUAUCUAGUUUAGAGAACUGGUAUUGGUUUGCCUUUUUUUUAAAUUAGGGAAAUUAGACGCUUCAGUUUGUUGUUUUGGCUUUGCUCACAUGCAAGACAAACAAACACCUCCUUAGACUCUUGAAUUGCACUGCAUUGGUUCUUUUUUCUUCACUGUGGUACGAGUGACGUUUGAGACUUUCAAGCCACACAUCAACAAAUGCAUGCUGCAUUCAUAUCCUGGAGGAAAACUGGGGUUUUUUGGUGUACUGCUGUGUCCAUCAUAAAUAAAUAAAUUUUUUGUCCUCUUAGCUAAAAAAAAUAACUAUAAACUAUAGAAAAUAACUCCUUGGAACCAAAGUCCAACAGGUUAAACUUCAUAGGCUAUGUUAAGCAUUGUGUUUGCUCUGUCCGACAGAUCCCUGAGAGGAAACAACUGGUUCUGAUGAAUUAUUGUGAAUUACUGUGUGUAUUCUGUAGACUGAAAUGCAUGUUUUAUUAGAUAGAACGAGAUUUUAAUUUGAUGUCUUUCAUUGUUGUAAUGGUGUGCAUAAUUCCUUGUAAGGCUGUAAGAUGUUUCUGCA
Molecule: messenger RNA, 2333 nt
Organism: Oreochromis aureus
Lineage: Eukaryota; Metazoa; Chordata; Actinopteri; Cichliformes; Cichlidae
Exons: 9
Coding region: 46-1506 (486 amino acids)
Source: RefSeq, a predicted model, not a curated record